CUCGCAUCCAGGUCGCUGGGUCUCCAAAUUCCCGGAAAAAGCCGCUACUCGUUUGUUCCUCUUUUUCACGUGAACACAUUUCUGACAGACUUUUGCAGUUACCGCUAGAUGUGAUGGAGUUAAAAAUUUAAACCCUAUUGUUUGUGAUUGUGAGGACUUAAAAUCUUUAAACACAGAGCUAAGUUGAUCCAAAGCGGCGAGGCCGAAUCCCAAAUGGAGCUCGACUUCACUGGUAAAGUGCACUACAAUCUGUUAUAAUGAGUACAGAGGGAGACACACAGCGCUUCUUCAGGACGUCUCAGGUUCCCGAUCCUCCUCUCUCACAGCUGUGUGAGGACAUGAAAAUGGAGACGUCAGAUGAAGGGACGCCUAAAGUUACAAAAGUCUGUGUAAAGAAAGAAGAGGACAUCUAUGACUACUGGGACAACUUCAAGAACACACCUGAAGAUAUCUGCAUUAAAGAGGAAAAGCCUGACCAUAAAGACUACCUCUGUAAAACAUCAUUUUUCUACUGUGAGGUUUGCAAAUCCGUCUUCUUCAACAAGUGUGAGGUUCAUGGCCCGCCUCUCUUCAUCCCUGAUACUCCUGUUCCCAUGGGCGUCUCUGACCGAGCCAGACUAACUCUUCCUCCUGGACUAGAGAUUCAAAAGUCCAGUAUUCCUGAUGCAGGUCUGGGGGUGUUUAAUAAGGGGGAGACUGUUCCAGUAGGUGCACAUUUCGGACCCUACCAGGGAGAACUAGUAGACCGAGAGGAAGCCAAGAACAGCGGAUACUCCUGGGUGAUCUACAGAAGCAGGCAGUGUGAAGAAUACAUAGAUGGUGCAAGAGAAGUUCAUGCAAAUUGGAUGAGGUAUGUGAAUUGCGCUCGUCAUGAUGAAGAACAGAAUCUUGUGGCAUUUCAGUAUCGAGGUGGAAUUCUGUAUCGGUGCUGUCGACCCAUUAACCCAGGACAGGAGCUCUUAGUGUGGUAUGAAGAGGAGUACGCCAAAGAUCUCAGUCCUGCUUUUGACUCCCUGUGGAACAAAAAGUCCUCCACGAAUGAAUUAAACAACACUCUCUUGCAAAGCUUUUCCUGCUCUACUUGUGCUCUUUCCUAUGCAUCUCAAAUUAAUCUUGACAAACACAUCCAGAGAUGUCACUGCGAAGAAUAUCUGAAACUGCGGGAAUCAGAAGAGAUUAAUGAGCUUCCUAUUUCCUCAAAUGGCUCCAGUCAGCCCAUAUCAUCUGAUACUCCCAGUUCUCACAAUGAUGUACAGAAAGCAAUUCAGCACUGCUCAGACUGUGGAAAGAGUUUUGCUGAUCAGAAUGCCCUCAAAUCACAUAAGUGCAUUAACACGGUAAAGAAGCCGUAUCACUGCUUACAGUGUGGAAAGAGUUUUACUCAGAAAUGUACUCUCAAAAGACACCAGCUCCUUCACACAGGAGAGAAGCCAUUUCACUGCUCACUGUGUGGAAAGAGUUUUACUCAGCAGUGUACUCUCGACCGACACCAGCGCCUUCACACAGGAGAGAAGCUGUAUCAGUGCUCACAAUGUGGACUGAGUUUUCCUCUGCAAGGUACUCUUCGAAAACACCAGCGCACUCACUUUAGAGAAGGGCUGUAUAAUUGCUCACAGUGUGGGAAAUGUUUUACUUGCAAGAGUCAUCUCCAGCGACACGAGCGCAUUCACACUGGCGAGAAGCCGCAUCGGUGCUCACAGUGCGAAAAGAGGUUUACCCAAUCCAGUACUUUAAAAAACCACCAACGCAUUCACACAGGAGAGAAGCCGUAUCAUUGCUCACAGUGUGGAAAGAGUUUUUCUCAGCGAGCUAAUUUCAAAGAACACAAGCGCCUUCACACAGGAGAGAAGCCGUAUCAUUGCUCACAGUGUGGAAAGAGUUUUAGUCAUAGAAGUAACCUUAAAGAUCACCAGCGCCUUCACACAGGAGAGAGGCCGUAUCAGUGCUUAGAGUGUGGAAAGAGUUUUAAUCGACCGAGUACUCUCCAACAACAUCAGCGUAUUCACACCAGAGAGACGCCAAUACCCCACUUACAGCAUAAAAAGACAUAAAUUUUUUUAGUUUAAUUAAGUACACUGACUUGAACAUGCAUGAUUUAAAAUUUAAAAAUUUUAUGUUUGUUGUUACUGUUUGUGCUGAAAAUGAUCUGUAUCUUAAAAUGCAUUUUUCAUAUUUUUAUGCAGACUUUCUGUGAAAGGCCAAAUAUGUAAAAUUACAGUUGUUUAAAAUGCUAUUAGAAAUGUUUUGUUUUGACCUUAAGUAGGUUGAGACAUACAGUAAAUGAUCAUUUUUAUUCAGUUAUGUGUAAUAAGUCCUAUUGGCCAUUGUUUAAUACCUCCAUUAUUAUGUUUAUCCAUUGUUCAAUACCUCAAUAAUUCCUCCAUCCAUAUGUCAGCUAUAACUAAGUGUUAGAUAGGGCAUGUGUAGCUCGACAGAGAGAAAGGUAGAGGUAUAGAGAUGGAGGAGAAGAGGAGAGAGCAGAGGAGAAGGAGAGAUGGCAGUUACUGUAGGUAUGGUCACAGUUACACAACCUACAAAGUGAAUGUUUAUUUAGUGCAGAGUGCAACAAGGACUCUGGCAAGACUAACUAUGACAGCAUAACUAAAAGGGAGAGCCAAAAAAAAACACAGACAUGAGGGCUCCCUGGGAUGUAAAACGACCAAUCACUUCACCGUCAACAAACCUGAGUGAUCAAUGAGAGUGGGGAAGACAGCAUCUCAAUAUACCAGUUCACCAUAAUACUCUACGUCCACGAGUCCCCCAGAUCUGCACCUUUACCUAAGGCAAAUCUAUUUACAAAAAUGCUUGACAAAAUAGUUUUUAGCCUAGACUUAAACACUGAGACUGUGUCUGAGUCCUGAACAUUAAUUAAAAGACUAUUCCAUAACCUUUGGGAUUAGUAAGAGAAAGCUCUGUCCCCUGCUGUAGUUUUCAUAAUACGUAGUACUGACAAGCAGCCUGCAUCCUUUGAUCGUAAGACACUAGCAGUUCACUCAGAUACUGUGGCACGAGAUCAUGAAAUGAAAUUUCACAUGAAGCCAAUGCAGUGUGGAUAAGAUAGGUGUGAUGUGCUCGUAUCUUCUGGUUCUUGUGAGGACUCUUACUGCUGCAUUCUGGACUAACUGAAGCGUGUUUAUGCACCUAGUUGAACAACCAGACAGUAAGGCAUUGCAAUAGUCCAACCUAGAGGUGAUAAAACCAUGAACUAGUUUUUCUGCAUUAAUAUAUUAAUUAAUAUGACAAUAUAUUAAUUAUCUUGGCAAAAUUGCUGAAUUGAAAGAAUGUUAUCCUGGUAAUAUUAUCUACAUGGGCUUCAAAUAAAAGACUGGAAUAUAUAAUCACAAAAGGUCUUUCACUUAUGCUAUUAAUUGAAUAGAAAAGCCACAGUGUGAUCAAAAAGCUUGCUUCUAGCUGCUUGUGGUCCUAUGACUAGACUUCUCUCUUAUCAGGAUUAAGCAGAAGGAAGUUACUUAACAUCCAAUAUAUUAUGUCCUGCACACAUUGCUCAACUUUAGUAAGCUGUUUUUUCUCAUCUGGUUUUGCUGAGACGUGUAAAUGUGUGUCAUCAGCAUAACAAUGAAAACUAAUACUAUGCUUAUGAAUUAUGUUGCCCAGAGAAAGCGGUAAUGAGCAUGGAAGCACAUAUUGUGCUAAUCCACUGAACACUUCUCUGCUUCUUACCUUCUUUAAAAAAAAAAAAAAAAAACAUUAAAUGCCAUAACAUUAACAUUGAUUAUCCUGAACAAACAAGGCUAAUUACUGCCCUAGUCAAAUGACGAGUUCAUUGUUUGCAGUGUCAUCAGCAUAACAAUGAAAACUAAUUCCAUGUUUUCGAAUUAGGUUGCCCAGGGGAAGCAUGCAAAGGGAAAAAAUUAGUGGGCCUAAAACUGAACCCUGUGGAACACCAAACUCCACUUGAGAACAUGAGGAAUGGUCAUCAUCUAAAUCUACAAACUGAUAACGAUCAAUCAAAUAGGAUCUGAGCCACAAGAGGGCGGUUUCCUUAAUUCCUCCUACAUUUUCUAAUCUGUAAGGGAGAAUACUAUGAUCAAUAGUAUCAAAAGCUGCACUGAGGUUGAGUAACGCAAGUAUAGUGACACAACCCUAAUCAGAGGCCAAUAGGAAGUCAUUUACUACUUUAACGAGUGCUGUCUCUGUGCUGUGAUGAGGUUUAAAUCCUGACUGAUACAGUUUGUUUAUGCUAUUUCUAUGUAGAUAUGAACAUAGCUGUGAUACUACCUUUUCCAGAAUUUUAGAGAUAAAGGGGAGGUUUGAUAUCGGCCUGCAAUUGAAAAGCUGACAUUAGUUGAGGUCAGGUUUCUUGAUUAGUUUAAUAACUGCUAAUUUAAGGGAUUUAGGAACUUACCCACUACUGACUGAACAGUUAAUUACUUUAACAGGGGUUCUUGCUGGAACUAUCUGCUUGAGAAAAUGUGUCGGUAUAGGAUUUAAAUCACAGGUUGAUGAUUUUGAAGAGGAGAUGAGUGAAAUUAGUUCUCUCGCUUCAAGGGGAGUAAUGUAUUCUAGGUUCUGAUGUUAUCUGAUUAGUUUAUUAUCUGUAUCACUUAAAUUGUCCGGUUUCAAAGCCUGAAUUUUUUGCCUAAUAUUAAAAAGUUUAUGUAAUCCUCACUACUGUUGUUGCUGUGGAAAAUUCUGCAGUGGUCUUGUUUUUAGUUAAUUUA
This is a messenger RNA of Clarias gariepinus (North African catfish), 4682 nucleotides long. RefSeq names its product histone-lysine N-methyltransferase PRDM9-like. The record is from RefSeq and is a predicted model, not a curated record. Lineage: Eukaryota; Metazoa; Chordata; Actinopteri; Siluriformes; Clariidae. Bases 258 to 2051 code for a protein of 597 amino acids. Gene Ontology annotation, cellular component: nucleus. The transcript is spliced from 7 exons. Gene Ontology annotation, molecular function: histone methyltransferase activity; protein binding.